Daucus carota subsp. sativus is the source of this 2279-nucleotide messenger RNA. Its product is annotated as cellulose synthase-like protein H1. Gene Ontology annotation, molecular function: cellulose synthase (UDP-forming) activity. The transcript has 9 exons. Gene Ontology annotation, biological process: plant-type primary cell wall biogenesis; cellulose biosynthetic process. The coding region runs from base 30 to 2198 and encodes 722 amino acids. Gene Ontology annotation, cellular component: trans-Golgi network; plasma membrane. The record is from RefSeq and is a predicted model, not a curated record. NCBI's taxonomy places the organism in Eukaryota, Viridiplantae, Streptophyta, Magnoliopsida, Apiales, Apiaceae.
ACGCUCUGAGACCAAAACUUUGUUGAACAAUGGCAAAGCAGAGCUCUCUGCCACUCUUUCAAAGAGUUAGCCUCCGAAGCGACAAAUCUAUAGCACUAGAGCUUCUGCUCCUCUUCCUUCUCUUCUCGCUUCUCACUUAUCACUUUUUCUCGAUUAAGCAAUACGGAAUUCCUGUUCUCCUGGCCUUUCUGUGCGAGUCCUUCUUUACUUACGUGUGGAUUCUCGUUCUCAAUAUCAAAUGGAAUCCGAUCAAAUACGUGCAAUAUCCUGAUCGACUCUUAGAACAGAAAAAUGAGCUACCAGCUGUGGAUAUUUUUGUUACAACUGCAGAUGAUGAGCUUGAAUCGCCAAUAAUAACUAUGAACACUGUGUUAUCAUCGAUGGCAGUCGAUUAUCCUGUUGAGAAAUUAGCAUGCUAUAUAUCUGAUGACAACGCCUCGCCUUUACUGUAUUACGCUCUUGUUGAAACUUCAAAAUUCGCCAGGGUUUGGCUUCCUUUUUGUAAGAAAUAUGAUAUCAGUGUCAGGGCUCCAUUUCGAUAUUUUGCUACUACCUCAGGGCCAUCUCGAGAAGAGUCCUUGGAGUUUCAAUAUGAAUGGAAAUUGGUUAAGGAUAUUUAUGAAAUGUUUUGCAAGAAAAUUGAAGAUGCGGCGCUUGCUCCUUCCAGUGAUUUGCCAGAGUUGAACAAAAAGAAUCAUGGCUCGAUAGUGAAGAUUAUAACCGCGAAAGGUGUACCUCAUAUGGUGUACAUCUCAAGAGAGAAGCCACAUCAUUUUAAAUCUGGCGCUCUAAAUGCUCUGACAAGAGUAUCAGGAUUGAUGACAAAUGCACCAUUUAUACUACACGUAGACUGUGAUAUGUACGUGAACAAUCCACAAGUUAUUCUCCAUGCUAUGUGCUUGUUUCUUGGAGUUGAGAAUGAAGAAGAUUGCGCAUAUGUUCAAUUCGAGCCAGGAUUCUGUCACAACAUAAAAGAUGACCCUUUUGAAAAUCACUAUGAUGUCUUGUUCAAAUUUUUCGGGCAUGGAACAGCAGGAAUCCAAGGACCACCGUACAUUGGAUCAAAUUGUUUUUUCAAAAGAAAAGUUAUUUAUGGUUUAUCACCAGAUCAAAAAAUUACCACUGGUGAACUCAGUGAUUUGAAUUUGCAAAGAAAGUUUGGACAAUCAAGUAUGUUGAAGGAAUCAGUUGCACGUGUUUUAUCAGCAUCCACAUCAGCAUCCAUGUCGCUUAAAUGUACAGUUUCGAGCUUUGUCAAAGGUACACACCAUGUUGCAGUUUGUGACUAUGAAAAUGGUACCUGCUGGGGCACAGAGGUUGGAUGGAAAUAUGGUUCUCAGUCAGAGGAUAUUCUAACCGGACUUGGAAUCCAUAGAAAGGGAUGGAAAUCUAUGUAUUGUGCGACUGAACCAGCAUCCUUCCUAAGAUGUGCUGCAUCAACAGUACCUGGCACGAUGAUUCAAUCGAAGAGAUGGGCUACUGUGCCUCUUGAAAUUUUCCUCAGUUCCAUGAGGCCAAUUUCAGAUACCCUUAACGGAAACCUUUCAUUAAGGCAAUGCCUUGCCUACAUGUGGCUUCUGACUUGGAGUUUAAGGUCAAUUCCUGAGUUAGUCUACUCUCUUCUGCCUGCAUAUUGUAUUAUCAGCGGCUCACGUUUCUUGCCUGAGGUAUCUGAGCUGGCUAUUCUCAUUCCUAUCGAGGUUUUCUUGGUAUUUAAUUUAUGCACAUUGUCUGAGUACCUUGCAAUUGGUUUAUCUACUCGUGCAUGGUGGAACCACCAACAAAUGGCAAGGAUAACUAGCACUUCGUCAUGGCUGUUUGCAACUUUAUCCGUUUUUCCAAAGCUCAUAGGCUUAUCUUCAAGUGCAUUUGAAGUUCCAACCCCUACCUAUGACAAAGAUAUGAAGAAUAAAGAUCCUGGAAAAUUCACUUUCAGCAAGUCGCUAAUCUUUCUACCCGGGACAACUAUUUUGUUGGUUAACUUGACUGCUCUGGGGAUUGGAAUGUCGCGUUUCCUAACGACCUCUCCACAGAACAACGAAGCCGGGAUAGGAGAGCUGCUAUGUAGUUUAUGGAUAGUGUUAUAUUAUUGGGUGUUCUUGAAGGGAUUGUUUGCUAAAGGGAAGUACGGAAUUCCAUCAUCUACAAUUGUCAAGUCUGGAGUAUUGGCAUUACUGUUCAUUCAUUUCUGCAAAUAGUCUGAGAAGGCUUGAUAAAUGACAAACUUGGCAUGAUAUUAUGAUAUGUUUUUUGGGUUAUGAAUAUUACAAUUAUGUACU